UGAAUAGCCUCGCUCCCACUCCCGACUCUGGGUCGCUCGGGCUGCUCCUUGCCCCGCCCUGUCAUUGUCCUCAUCCGUCCCUUUUCCCUUACGCCCUACGUCCUAAACGCUUUGGGAGCCGCUGGCUUCUCCCGGUACCCCGCGUCUCUCCACCUUCGGUGGGUCAGGAUGGAGGGCUGCCUGGGGGAGGAAUCUUUACAGAUGUGGGGGCUCAACCGGCGCCUGGAGGCCUACCUGGCCCGGGUCAAGGCGCUGGAGGAGCAUUAUGAGCUGCUCAGCUCGGAGCUCGCCGGUCUCCGGGCACAGUCCGGGGACGCCUCCUGGCGGACCCGUGCCGACGACGAGCUGGCGGCCCUGCGGGCUCUCGUCGACCAGCGCUGGCGGGAGAAGCACGCGGCAGAGGUGGAGCGCGACAGCCUGGAGGAAGAGGUGCAGAGCGUAGCGGGCCGGUGCCAGCAGCAGCGGCUGGCCCGCGAGCGGACGGCGGAGGAGCUGGCCCGCAGCCGGCGCGCGGUCGAGGCGGAGAAGUGCGCCCAGGCCUGGCUGAGCCGCCGGGCGGCGGAGCUGGAGCGCGAGAUAGAGGCAUUGCGCGCGGCGCACGAGCAGGAGCGCGCCGGCCCGCCCGGCCCGCCCCGCGGGCCGCCUGCCCCGGGCCCCGACGUGGAGGAGCUGGCGCUGCGGCUGGGCGAGGCGUGGCGCGGGGCGGUGCGCGGCUACCAGGAGCGCGUCGCGCGCAUGGAGACGGCGCUGGGCCAGGCCCGCCAGAGGCUGGGCCUCGUGGUGCAGGGCGCCCGCGAGGGGCGCCUGGAGCUGCAGCAGCUGCAGGCCGAGCGCGGCGGCCUCCAGGAGCGCAGGGAAGCCCUGGAGCAGAGGUUGGAGGGCCGCUGGCAGGAGCGGCUGCGGGCCACUGAGAAGUUCCAGCUGGCCGUGGGGGCCCUGGAGCAGGAGAAACAGGGCCUCCAGAGUCAGAUUGCCCAGAUCCUGGAAGGUCGGCAGCAGCUGGCACACCUCAAGAUGUCCCUCAGCCUGGAGGUGGCCACGUACAGGACCCUCCUAGAGGCGGAGAACUCCCGGCUGCAGACACCUGGUGGAGGUCCGAAGGCUUCCUUCAGCUUCCAGGACCCCAAGCUGGAGCUGCAUUUCCCUGGGACCCCAGAGGGCCGGCGUCUGGGUCCUUUGCUCUCUGUUCUGAGCCCUACUCCCCUGUCCUCACCCUUACCUGAUACCCUUGAGACACCUGUUCCAACCUUUCUGAAGAACCAGGAAACCCUCCAGGCCCGUACCCCAACCUUGGCCAGCACUCCCAUCCCACCCACACAUCAGGCUCCCUUCCCUGCUACAGAUGGAGAGAUCGGAGCCCAGGAUGGCCCUCUCUCCAUGCUCCACCCACAGGCUGGGAGGCAGCAGGUGGCACAGGCUAUCCCAGCCGGCACCCUGCCUGGACCAGAGGAGCCUAGAGGCAAGCAGCCAGAGGCCAGUACAGGCCAGUCCCCUGGGGAUCAUGCCACCUUGGCCCCACCCGUCAAUCCUGACCACCCCAGUUUAGAGGCCAAAGAUGGAGAGCCCAGUGAGUCUAGAGUAUGCAGCAGAUUCCAGGAGGAAGGUGAAGGGCAAAUCUGGGAGCUGGCAGAGAAAGAAACAGCCAUAGAGGUCAAAGUGGUAAGCAGCUUGCAACAGGAAACACAGCAAGAGGGGGAUCUGGACCGGAAGGAAAUCCAGGAUGCCCAGGGUCUUUUGAAAAAAGAAACUCUGGAGUCUCUGGGAGAGGAGAUUCAAGAGCCACUGAUGUCUCUGGAAAAACAGAGCCACAAGAUACUGAGCUCUCUAGAGAAGGAGAAUCAAGAAUCUCUGAGGUCUUUCGAAGAGAACUUAGAAACACUACAGAGUCUAGAAAAGGAGAAUCAAGAGCUAUUGAAGUCUUUAGAAGAAAAGGAUAUGGAGAUAGUGAGAACUCUAGAAAAAGAGACUCUAGAACUACUUAAGCCAAUAGGCAACGAGGACCCACACACAUUGCAAUCUCUGGAAAAGGAGAACCAAGAACUUAAGAGAUCUGUUGAAGAUAAUGUAGAGACAUUUUUAUAUCCAGGAAAGGAGAAUCAAGAAUUAGUGAGGUCUGUAGAAGAGGAGAACUUUGAGUCACUGACAGCUCUAGAAAAACAGAAUCAAGAGCCAUUGAGGUCUCUAGAUGAAGAGGACCAAGAGACAAUGAGACCUUUAGAAAAAGACAGCCAGGAGCCACUGAGGUCUCUAGAAGAUGAGAACCAGGAGAUAAUAGGACCUGUUGAAAAGGAGAUUCAACAGCCUCUGAGGUCUCUAGGAGAAGAAGACCAGACGACAUUAAGCCCUCUGGAAAAGGUGAAACCAGAGCCACUGAAGUCUCUUGGAAAAGACCAGGAGAUAUUUAGACCUCUUGAAAAAGAGAAUCAAGAGUUCUUAAGGUCCUUAAAAGAAGAGAGUGUAGAGGCAGUGAGAUAUUUAGAAACAGAGAAUCUAGAACCACUAAAGUCAGCAGGAGAAGAGCUGGAAAUAUUGAAAUCUAUAGAAGCUCAAGAGCCAUUGUGGUCUCUAGAAGAAAUGAAUCGGGAGACAACAAAACCUCUAGAAAAGGAAAUUCAAGAACCACUGGGGUCUGUGGAAGAGAACCAAGAGUCACUGAGUGCCCUAGAAGAGGAGAAUCAAGAAUCACUGAGAUCUCUGGGAGAGUGGGACCUAGAAAAUUUGAGAUCUCCAGAAGAGGUAGACAAGGAAGGUCCUAAGGACCUAGAAGAGGAAGAGAGCCUGGAAAAGGGAGAGAAUCGAGAGUCGCUGAGGUCUCUGGAAGAGGAAGGACAGGAGUUGCCACUGUCCGCAAGCCGGCAGGGGUGGGAGGAUGUGGUGGUGGGGGACCAAGAACUGGAGCAGGGAAUGCGCCCUGGGAGGGCUGGAGUGGACGAGGAGGAUGACGGAGAGCUGGACCUGAGGGAGCAGGACGGCUUUGCUGGAAAGGAGGAGUCUGGAGACGAGGGAACGCUGCAGCUGACUGCCACAGGGGGCGCCUGGAGUGCAGGUGAGGGGCGCUCAGGGAGUCCUGAGCCCGAUGAGAAGAGGGUCCCAGCUGAGGGAACCAGUGGAGAGGGAGACGUUGAGGGCCUCCAGGACCCUGAAGGGCAACCAGAGCAGGUGGGGGCCCCAGGCCUCCCAGCUCCCAGCGGAAUGUCAGAGGCGACAGAGCCAGUGUUGGAAGCUGAGGAUGAGGCCCCAGGGGGUGGCCGAGCCUCCCCAGAGGUCACCUUGGGGUUGGAGAGAGCCAUGGAUGAGUCUGCUUCAGAAGCUAAGCAGGGACCAGAGCAGGAGGCAGUGGGGAUGGAGGACCCGGGCCACCUGGGCAGAGAGCAGGUGAUAGAGCCACUCCUGGGGGAGGAAGGUUGGGAGGCACAGGGGGUGCAGGGCUUGGAAGGGCCCAGAAAGGACCUAGAGGAGGCAGCUGCCCUGGAGCCAGAACUUACCAUGCUGCCCGUGCAGAGCAGAGGCCCCCUGGAGUCCCCUGGGACUGGACAGGAGUUGGGGCCUGAAGUCCCCUGGGGAGCAGAGGCGGUGUUCCCUGCUGAUACCUUGUGCCAGGAUGGAAGUGAUGCCCCUCUACCCAGGCCCCCAGGGUCAGAGGGAGCUGAGGAGGAGGCAGAACCAGUGCUGGGGCCCCCCAGCCCGAGGCCCGUUGAGCCCUGGUCACCCAUCCCAAUCCCCGAGGAUGCCCCUGGGCCCCAGCCCCCUAGUGAGGGGAGCCAGGAGGCUAGCUGGGGACUGGAGGGCAGAGCUGAAGGCCCAGGAAAGGUGGAGGGUGAACAGGAAGAGCUGGAUUCUGGGGAGCUCUCUGAGGGCCUCCGGGACGAGGACGAGGACAGUAGAGAUGAGAGUGAGGCCGAUGGGCUGGGGGAGACCCUUCCUGACUCCACGCCCCUGGGCCUCUACCUCCAGUCCCCUGCCUCACCCCAGGGGGACCCAGCUGGAGAGCAGAGGCCCUCCCCUCAAGGGGACAGGAAGGAAGGCUGGGGUCCUGCUUUCCUGACCUCUGAGGGCCAUGGGGCCCACCCAGAGCAGGAGGAGGGGGAAGAUGAGGAACGGGACCAGGACUCUGACGUUUUGGAGGAAUUUGAGGACCUGGGGACUGAGGCUCCUCUCCUUCCCGGGGUCCCCAGGGAGGUGACGGGACCUCUGGGCCAGGUGUCCCAGCUGCUACUGCAGCCUGCAGCCUGGGGUCAGGAUGGGGAGUCUGACGGGUUUGCCGAUGAGGAAGCGAGUGGGGAGGAGGGAGAGGAGGAAGACGAGGAGGGACAGGAGCCAGGGGCCGGGCAGUGGGGGCCGAGGUCCUCCGGGGGUGGCCUCCCGGCCCUGAGUGGCCCUCAGAGAGGGAAGCAACCGGGCUCUGAGACCGUGGAUGUCAGCAUCCCCUGGGAUGACAGCUUGAGGGGCGCAGCAGCCGGUCCCCCCGUGACUGCCCUGGAGACUGAGUCCCAGGACAGCACGGAACCCUCAGGCUCAGAUGAAGAGUCUGAGGCUGGGCCCUUGGAGAGGGAGGACCAAGUCCCUGGCCCUCGGGGGACCCUCAGUAGGACAGAGGACACCCCUGGGGUCAAUGGCCGGGGCCCCAGCUUGAAGGAUGAGUUGGAGCAUGUGAACGGGGGGGUGGUGAACUGGCUGGAGCAGUCCGAUAGAGCAGGGCAGGGGAAACUGGGGGCCCCCGUGGGGGACCAAGGGAGCCCUGCGGAGGAGGAGGAGGAGGAGGAGGAGGAGGAGGGGGGUGCCCUGAAGACCCCUUGGGCAGGGGCUCCUCUUCACCUGGGCCCCGGCCAGUUCCUGCAGUUCACCCAGAGGGGGGAAGACGCAGCUUCCUGGUCCUCAGGGGAGGACUAGGGGCGGUGCUCCUCCAGCACUGUGGACGCGGGCGGGGAUGUGUCCUCAAGCUCCACCCCCCCACCCCCCACCCCCAGCCCUGCUCGGGGUUAGCACCUUAACAAAUGAUCUGACCUGUGGCCUCUGUCUGAAAGGCCGGGGUGGCCAGGGUGAGAGGGUGUGACGAAGGGACCGGUUCUGAGAAUGCAGCCUCCAGAAAUCAAAGCAGCCCCUCAGACCCUGUAAAUGGGGACCCCCUGCCUGCAGUGUCCCAUGACGGUUAAGCCAGCUGAUCCCUAUAGCCCUAGGCCCCAUUUCCUCCCCAUCCCUUCAGCAGGAAAAGGCCUCAGGCCAGCAGCUCCUCCACGGUGAGGAGGCUGUGAUGGUGUUUGGCUGGGGCUCACCAGCCCUGCCCGUCCUCACUGCGCUCUCGUGGGAUGUCUGGCCAGCGAGGGGGUGCCCCUAUGUCCUGACUCCCCGUAUUCCUGCCCCGAUGGCCCUGUCUGGCUCAUCCCUGCCUCAAUAAAGGAAUGCCUUGGC
This is a messenger RNA of Hipposideros armiger (great roundleaf bat), 5409 nucleotides long. RefSeq names its product nestin (gene NES). The transcript is spliced from 4 exons. Gene Ontology annotation, biological process: positive regulation of intermediate filament depolymerization. Bases 169 to 4890 code for a protein of 1573 amino acids. Lineage: Eukaryota; Metazoa; Chordata; Mammalia; Chiroptera; Hipposideridae. Gene Ontology annotation, cellular component: intermediate filament. Gene Ontology annotation, molecular function: intermediate filament binding; CCR5 chemokine receptor binding. The record is from RefSeq and is a predicted model, not a curated record.